Molecule: messenger RNA, 4774 nt
Organism: Micropterus salmoides (largemouth bass)
Lineage: Eukaryota; Metazoa; Chordata; Actinopteri; Centrarchiformes; Centrarchidae
Exons: 21
Coding region: 1687-3573 (628 amino acids)
Source: RefSeq, a predicted model, not a curated record
GACACAUGCUUCUGUGAGGAGGACAUUAUUGUUGAUGAAAGAAUGGAUUGAAAAGGAAAAGUGAAAGAGUGAUGAAAAGGGGGAUUGUUUUUGUGUACAUAACUAUGUUAAUUUUAUGACACUUUUAAAUAUGAGGAGUUGGUCAAUAGCAGCCAUGUUAUAUUACAGCAGCAAUUGUUGAAACUUGAUUUUAUAACAGUAAUAAUAGAUGAACACAGAAUUGGUUGAAUACCACAAAAUACAAUGUUUCAAGGCUUUUACAGUUAAAAAUCAUUAACAUAAAGAAUACAAAAACGUGCUAUGCUGUAAAACGUUGCUGACGGAAUGGAUGUGAUAAAUUACAUAAAUCCAUAUUAAUAACUGAAAAUAUGCAUAUCAACACUAUAGGUGUGACUUUCAUUGCAUUGAGGAACCAAACUGAAGCCCUAUAGGCUAGCACCUGCUGAUUUUUAUUCACACGUGCGCGCGAGCACACACAAACGCACACACACACACACACAGACACACACACACACAGACACCAUGUCUUUGUGACAGUUUGUCUAUUCUCCUGUGAACACUGCCAUCAAGUGGUGAACAUAAAUAUGUGUUUUAUUCAAACAAAUACUACUAAUAAUAAUAUGAAUAUCAUUUAUUAUGUUUCAUCUAAAACAGAAAUUAUUUCCGCACACUGUAACAACCUUUGAGUCAAACAAAUCACUGUAAGUAGACCACUGGUUUUAUACAUCUACUAGUGUACUGACGGGUAUUUUUCGAAUCUUGAUACCUUACAUUCCAGCUUUAGACACAACCAUAACAAGAAAUGAAUCCGGGAUGAUACCAGGUAACCGACUUUUCAGUCGAGCUUCUGGUAAAUUUUGAGACAACAGACUGGCAUCAAGGUUACAGUAAUGAAAGUUAUAAAAUCGUCAUAUCAAACGCUGAUAUGGAGAAAUGUGAUGUCGCCUCAAUACUAAAGUUGGUAAAUAUACUAUUAUUAAAAUAAACGGUGCCUACAAAACUAUGCCACACCUUAAUCAAACCUGUCGGUGCAGACUGAAAGUUUUACUCUACGAAAGAGGCAGGCUAUGUGGAGAGACUGAAAGCACUCAUGCUUGAGGAGGUGUCAACCUGACACGCCUGUUUAAUAUUAACCUUUGCUGGUAGGCCUACUCUCGACUGUCGAAAGGCUAGAAGGAGUAUCAACAUGAUCUCUUCGACUUACUCCUACUGGAAAGGACGAGAUAGACCGGUUUAGGGCCACAGGUACAAGACACCUUCGAAGAGAAAGUGAAAGAAAAUGCUAAGGCAGCGCAGCGUAUUGUUCUGAUUUUCUGAAAUGGCUCGUUAUUUCAUGUCCUUUUUCAUCUUGACCUCCUGCCGAGUUGCUGGACAGUCUCCAAUAUAUGCGCUCAAGGGGCAGGAGGUCAACUUCAAGCCAGCCAUCACUGGACAACCUAAGGAAAUUCUGUGGAAAUAUAAAGGCAACAAAGUAGUAGAGUUUAAUGGCAAUGAGGAACAGGUGUACCACCCAUAUGAAAAAAGGAUCACUCUUGACUGGAUCUCUGCAGAGCUCAAUAUCGCUAAACUCAGAUAUGAAGACACCGGAUACUAUGAUUGGAAGCAUACAUAAACCAAGAGUUGAAACGUUCAACUUUUCUAUUGGAGGUCAUUGACCGAGUUGCCACACCCAGAAUAUCCUGUGAGAUGGAAGAUGGCAGCAGCUCUGCAACGCUAGUGUGCUCUGCCGAGUUCAGACAGCCUCAGUCCUUAAUGAAGUUGGAGUGGGAUUCACAUGGACAUGUGCAGCCUGGCCCAAAUUUCACAAUAUCUCUGGGAGAUAAACAUGAUGAUGAAAUAUACACGUGUAGGGUGAGCAACCCUCUGAGCAAUGAAACAGCUACAUACACUGCAAAGGAUUGUUACCCAGACAAAAGUUCAUCUGCAGCACUGAUUGCCAGCGUACUCACCAUCGUUGUAAUUAUUCUACUCGUUGUAGCCAUAGUGUAUUGCAAACUACGCCAUAAAGGGUCGUGGGGAUCUUCACAAUGUAUGAAACAAAAACAUACUGUUUCUUUCUUCUUUUCUGUCCUCUCACUCUCGGUUCCAGCAUGUUUUGCAAAAAGAAAGAAAGGUGAUUCAGAAAACCCAUCAACAAAAGGGUCAGAUGAGAAGACAGCUCAGGGUGAUGAAAAUAGGAGUCUUCUUGAAAGAGCCCCCACACUUCCCUCUACGCAGCCACUUGGCCUUUUGCUACAAAGCAAUAGGAAUUUGAAGCCUAAUGGCCUGGAUAGAGAUCACAACGAAAAUGUCAAUUCAGACUGGAAGACUGUCAACGCACAUGAUAUGAGUCCACCAAAAGGGUUAGUCGAACAAAGGAAACAGCAGUUUGAGAAUGAUGGAAACAUUUCUGACAAAAAAUUGCAGAAAGAUGACAAAGGUGAUGCAGAUGCAAAUGAACCUGAACCAGCUGGUGUGGCGGACAAGGAGGAUUUGGAGGUCUUCAUUGAGCCUGAACAGCCAGUUUUGGAAACUGCUCUCUCUGAACCAGAUUCACAACACUCAGGUUUAGAUAACAAAGGUGAUGCAAAUGCAGACCACCUCAGUGAAGAUGCUGGGAAAAAGAUCCCACAGUGUGACCCCUCAGACUCUGAGAAGGCAAAUGAACUUGACCCAGCUGGUUUGUUGGAGGACUCGCAGUCUAAUCUGGAAUCCUCCAUUGCUCCUGUACAGCCAGCACAUGAUAUGAGUCCACCAAAAGGGUUAGUCGAACAAAGGAAACAGCAGUUUGAGAAUGAUGGAAACAUUUCUGACAAAAAAUUGCAUAAAGAUGACAAAGGUGAUGCAGAUGCAAAUGAACUCGACCCAGCUGGUUUGUUGGAGGACUCGCAGUCUAAUCUGGAAUCCUCCAUUGCUCCUGUACAGCCAGCACAUGAUAUGAGUCCACCAAAAGGGUUAGUCGAACAAAGGAAACAGCAGUUUGAGAAUGAUGGAAACAUUUCUGACAAAAAAUUGCAUAAAGAUGACAAAGGUGAUGCAGAUGCAAAUGAACCUGAACCAGCUGGUGUGGCGGACAAGGAGGAUUUGGAGGUCUUCAUUGAGCCUGAACAGCCAGUUUUGGAAACUGCUCUCUCUGAACCAGAUUCACAACACUCAGGUUUAGAUAACAAAGGUGAUGCAAAUGCAGACCACCUCAGUGAAGAUGCUGGGAAAAAGAUCCCACAGUGUGACCCCUCAGACUCUGAGAAGGCAAAUGAACUUGACCCAGCUGGUUUGUUGGAGGACUCGCAGUCUAAUCUGGAAUCCUCCAUUGCUCCUGUACAGCCAGCACAUGAUAUGAGUCCACCAAAAGGGUUAGUCGAACAAAGGAAACAGCAGUUUGAGAAUGAUGGAAACAUUUCUGACAAAAAAUUGCAUAAAGAUGACAAAGGUGAUGCAGAUGCAAAUGAACCUGAACCAGCUGGUGUGGCGGACAAGGAGGAUUUGGAGGUCUUCAGUGAGCCUGAACAGCCAGUUUUGGAAACUGCUCUCUCUGAACCAGAUUCACAACACUCAGAGUCAAAGAAAAAGACAGAUGAUGAAGAGGAAGCAUAGUCACCUCCUGCUCAGUCAUGUUUCCCUUUGACAUAAAGGACACCACUGGUGAACACAAGAAAGAUACCAACUCAGAUCAGGUCAACAGAGAAACUACAGUACUGCAGAACAGUUCAGAAGGAUAAGUACAUGAGCAAGAUUCAAACAUGUCACAGGGAGAAACUGUAUUAAAGAAUGAGUGAUGAGGUUGAUUGUCAACACCUGCAUGUGUUGAUCAGCAGCGGCACAUGCGUGUUCCUGUUGACCUCUAGCUCUUAGUAGAGAGUCUCUCUUCAUAGACUGGUUUGGUGGUGUAUAAUGGGAAAAAAAAUGCUGAUGUCACCAUUAUUUGUGCAUGGUUGACUUACUGCUGCUGGUUAACUGCAGUUACCUGCCUGUUAGAUCAUCUCUGGCUGCCUCCAAUGCGCUGCACAACAUGGGUUAUUUGUCCUUGUUUGUUAUAUGCCUUUCAAGAGUCUCCAGAUACUGGUGGUAAGACCAGGCAGGACUCAGAUGAGUCUGAGCAGCAGUCAGACAGCAGCUCAACAGAGCCAGAUAAAAGUGAGGGUGAAACUGCUGAAGAUAAAAAUGAGAUACAGUGUGCCCAAGAAAAGAAAAGCCAGACGAUGAGAGCCUGAAUGAGGCUGAAGGGAGACAAAAUUUUUUUUAUCAAUUUAAUAGCACAUUAGCACUUAUAAAUCUCAUGCUACAUCUUUUGAGUCUACAUGUUAGGGCGACACUACAGUUUAACACAAAUAACCACUAUUCUUAUUAAUCUCAUAUUGUGACUUUACUCAUAAGGACUACUUGGUGGUGUAAUGGAAAUAUUGUAAGUAAAAAGUAAAAAACAACAGACAUUUGCCCAUUUUAGAAUCAAAAUGCUUUAUUAAAGGUGUAAAAUUAUGUUAUGAUGCUGUACACACAUUUGAAAGUAACCCCUGCACCCACUUUUAAAAAUGUAAUUUUUAAUUUACAUUUAAUUUUAAUCACUCACUCAUUUAUUAUUAUUGAGACCAGCUUGUUUCUGUGAAUGCAUUGCUGUGGUGAAAUUGUUCAGAGCUCAGUGUAUAUUUGUCAUUAUUGAUUAUUCAUUAAUUAUUUGUAAUUACUAUCCAUGACACUACAGAUUUUAUUUGUAUUUUGUUUACUGUUCUUUUGCCACAGUUUUUGCUGAUGAUAGUGUGUGGGAAUUGUUUGAUUAGUAAAGGCCAGUGUGAGAUUU